AUACAUAUGAUUCUCUCUCUGAAGAAAUUAAUUAUUCAGUAUGUUGCUUUUUCCUAUCUUUUCUAUCUCCAAAUUUUGUAAUAAUAAAUUUAUGCUUUGCCUAUCCUUUCCAGUAUCAUCCUUGUUAGUGACAUUCUGGUGCAGUUUUAGACACUUAGCUUUUACAAAGUUUAGGCUUUAAGUCCUGCUCAAACCGUUCUCUUGGGCUUGAGUUCUCCAUGUAUCUUCUGAAAGACAGGGCUUAGGGUGAUAGAAGACAUAUCAAGAGAUAUUUUGAGGCCAUUUAGGGUUUGAAAUUUGUAAGAGGAAAUUAGAGAGAAAAGUAGACAAAAGGAUGAAGGAAAGAAUUUCCACCCUUACUGUAAGAUUUCAUCUCGAGAACUAUAAAGUUUCAUAACAAUCCAAAAUUAUAAUAACACUACAUCCUCUUCCAAAAAAGUCACAAUUUUCAUAAAUAUCUCAUUUUUUAUUGAAGAUAAGCUAAAGCCUUUCAUAAACGUGAACAAUUUGGUCAAUAAGAAAUCUACUCUUUGGUAGUCAGAAAAAUUCUAAAAGAUUACAGUUGAAAUAGAAACCCUAUUUCAUUAUGAUAUCUCUUGGGCUUUAUAUAGGCCCCUACAAAUCUUACAAAUAAGUCCCUAAUAAUACUAAUAUGUCAACAAUUACCCUAGUAAGUAGUUAUAGCAAAAAUUUCUAAAUACUAAAAUUCUUAACCAACUAAAAUGUAAUUAAUGACUUUCUUUUCAUAUAAGGCUACGGCACAAGAUUUAUCCUUUUCAUGAUUAAAAUCCCAUUUUAACCAAAAUCUCGACCCAUUUUUUUCUUCUUUCUUUUGCAUGGUUAGUAGUUGUUACCAUAAACAUUUUUCUUUCUUCUUAAUUCUUUUCCAUAUAUUUAUUUCUUUGCAAUUUUUUUCAAAUGAAACUACUUUUCUAAAUCAAUCCUCAUCAGGUUGGUGUUGGAGAAAGGCAACAGUGUGAAAAGUGAAAAGUUGAGAAAGGCAACAGUGUGAAAAGUGAAAAGUUUUAUUUUUCAAAUAUGCCAUCUACAUUGAUCCUUGACUUUGUUUAUCUUUAUUCAUUUCUUCUUGCUCCAAUUGGCGUUAUUGAUUCUUAUUCUACUUUUUUUGUUGAUAUAAAUUGAUUAAAUCUGAAAUUGUUCACAGCAUAUGGUUAUUGGUGGGCUGCCUCUGUUGCCCAUUUCACUUCUAAAUAAUGAUCCUGCAAUAAGUGGGGGUCUCAUGGAUCUUACAUCCAGUGAUCUUUUAGCACUCCUAUACACCUCAAUAUUUGGCAGUGCCAUCAGCUAUGGAGUUUACUUCUACAAUGCAACUAGAGGUAGCUUAACAAAACUCAGCUCCCUCACAUUUUUAACUCCAAUGUUUGCUUCAAUCUUUGGGUACUUGUAUCUGGGUGAGACUUUCUCGCCUUUGCAACUGGCUGGUGCUUUCGUGACAGUAAUAGCUAUCUAUAUGGUUAACUACCGUGAUACGGUUGACGAAGCAUGAAAUUCUGAAGCUGCUACUGUUUCACAAUCUUAUGUACUCUCUGCCACUUGUACAUUGACAUGGAUGGAAUUCAUUAACUCCUCCUCCAAGUAUUCUUCAAAGUUACGCUUCAUUCACAACAACGUAAACAAUUGAUGGGAAGGAAGAAGCAAGGAAUAUAGUACGGGAUUUAGAAACAAGAACCAGUUGUAGGCAAACGUUAGCAGCAAACCCUCCAGGGAAAUGGGGAAGUGCACACACCUGUUACAUUAUUGUUCUUAAAUUGUCAAUUUAUGGCAAUCAACAAAGUAUAUAAAUAUGAGUAGUUAAACUUGUAAUAACAUGUCCUACCAUUUUCUUGUGUAAUAAACUACUGGCCUCAUUUUCCUUAUCACGUUAAUGUGCAGCCGGCACUUAGUUAGCGAUAUUUUGUAAUUGAAUUGCAAACUUUGAUUUUGGUGCCUUAUUCCUAUUAUGAAGCCCCAGAUUAUUAUAUUA
Asparagus officinalis (garden asparagus) is the source of this 1984-nucleotide messenger RNA. RefSeq names its product WAT1-related protein At3g02690, chloroplastic-like. The coding region runs from base 1169 to 1507 and encodes 112 amino acids. The record is from RefSeq and is a predicted model, not a curated record. Gene Ontology annotation, cellular component: membrane; chloroplast. The transcript is spliced from 3 exons. NCBI's taxonomy places the organism in Eukaryota, Viridiplantae, Streptophyta, Magnoliopsida, Asparagales, Asparagaceae.